CAUUGCUAUAUAAUUAAUAAACCUAACCUCUUCAAUAUUUAUAUUCUGCAAAAUUGGUCAUGGGGUACUUGAUCAUGGAAUUGUGUAUUCGCGCAUGAUCAGACAGAAUAUAAAUCUUUUUGUGUCAAAAAAGUUUCUUCACUGUGUGUAUAUCUUAAAUGAUAGUGUUAUUUGUGAAAGCAUCGAAAACAUAAACAAACUAUUUCACACAUUAUUUUUUACAUUUUGCGUUAUUUUCGUUUUGCCUAUCAUCGACUUAAACAGUUAGUAUGACUAUCGUCGAGGUUUGUUUUCGUGUGAAAAGACGAUUCGCUGUGCUCAAAGUUAUGCGUUGUCGUUUGCACGGCAGUAUUUAUUUAACAUAGCUAAAUACUCGUUUGUCAUAAAGUUUUUUCAUAGAUUUCGAUAUAACAGAAAUGCGAGCUGCAAAUCAUAUUCAUCGUGACGCGAUUGAGUUUUAUUUACAUGCAGACUAAGCUGACAAGCAUAAACAUGGCCGUCGUGCUUUGUGAUGAUUACUUGUGCCAGUUUGAAUUCAAAGAAGUCCUGCGAGAACGGAAAUAAUGGAUGGAACGCAUGCAUCCAAGAUAUCCAGCGUCGAUAAUUUCGUCGGAAAUGGAUGAAAAAAGUAUCGAGAAUUGAGCGUAUCCAUUUAAAAGGCGCUUCCGAAUUCAAUGCAGUGCACUUUCUAGGCUGUUGUCUGGGUGAGCAAUGAAUGUAUUCCGAAUUUUGACACCGUGUGUAUUGCAACGCAGACGACCAAAGGAGGUUGAUAAUUCUGAUAAAAGGGAUUGCUGGUUCGUGAAAAGACGGCGUGGAGAUGCUUCCUACAUGAUACAUAGAAUGGGUGCUUCUGCAUCGUCAAGCAUCACCAGUGUAGGUGGAGAUUCAAUUCAAGCAGCUAGACUUUCAUCCUCUGGUAAUCCACCUGAUCAACAUGGCAUUGCUAUCAGGGAAAAGAAGAAGAAAAUGACGGGGUUCGCGACAUUACGAAAGAAAUUCAUUCGGAGACGUCGGUCUUCAAAGGCCUGCGACCAUGGUAGGAUAAUCCGAGAUUUGGUCUCAACAUGGAGUCAUUUAGAAGCAACUGCGCUUCUAGAGGAGUAUGAGGCGUUAGCUGCAUUAAAGGAUCUCCAUGUCCAAGCCGAAUUAGCUAGACCACCAGCUGCCACAUAUAAACAGGAUUUGUCGAAGUUGUACGACUAUAAACAUUGUUCUGAUGUGGAUCUCGUCUACCGAGGAGCAUGCUUUCCCGUACACAGAGCCCUGUUGUCGGCGCGUUGCCCGUACUUUAGGGAUUUACUAGCUGGAUGUCCGGGAUAUGGUGCCAGAAUAUGCUUGGAACUGAGAACACCGAAUCUCGAAGUACAAAUGUUUUCAGCGUUGUUACGAUAUCUCUACACUGGUGAUAUUUGUCCACACGAUGCAACGUUAGAGGCGAAUCUCUUGCGACGACUGAGCGAAGAAUUCGGGACACCGAAUCCGUUGGAACAUGAUCUUAGAUACCUGUUAGACACCGGUGAUUACGCGGAUGCCGCAUUAGUGUUCACAUCGGAUAGUGAUUAUCAGAGACCAGAUAGUGGAAGUUCAGAAUAUGGAUUCCGGCCAAAGUUAGAACUGCCAUGUCAUAAAGCGAUACUUUCUGCGAGAUCCCCGUUCUUCAGAAAUUUAAUACAAAGACGGACUAGAUCUGGGGAAGAUCACACAGAAAGAGCGCUUCAUAUACCCACUAGAAUAGUUUUGGAUGAGAGUGUAAUACCCAAACGAUAUGCCAGAGUAUUGUUACAUGCAGUAUAUUUAGAUACCGUUGAUUUAUCUUUAAUUAUGAGAGGUAAUGGUUGCGGGAACAGCGCUGGUAGUCUUGGAGAGGUUCAGGCUCUUACGCACACUGGACGUGUUCGACCAAGUCCCUUAGAAGAAGCAAUGGAAUUGUAUCAAAUCGGCCGAUUUUUGGAGCUAGAUAUAUUAUCACAGGGUUGUGAAGAUCUUAUUUUAGAAUAUCUUACAUUGGAAUCACUUCCAACGGUUUUAAAAUGGGGUAGUCAACCUCAUGGAUCGGCAUGGGUACAUAGACAAGCGUUGCAUUUUUUAAGAGAAGAAUUUCAACCAGUCGCUUCUUCUUCUAUUCUUCAUCAAUUGGAUCACGCACAUUUGGCAAAUGUUUUGCAAAGCCAUUUUUUGCAAGCGAGUGAACUUGAAAUACUGCAAGCGGUACUCAAGUGGGGAGAACAAGAAUUAGUGCGUCGUAUGGAGGAUCGGGAACCAAAUUUGCUCAGCCAUACGGUACAUUCUGUAACUAGAAAAGGAUUGAAGAAGAGGGAUUUAAGCGACAUAGAAUUGCGGGAAAUACUUAGUGAACUUUUACCACUUGUCAGAAUGGAUCACAUAUUACCUCCAAACAGCGAAGCACUAGCUCAAGCUAUUAGAAGAGGAUUAGUUUCAACUCCACCCAGUCAUAUGAUAGGAGACGAAAGAGAAAAUUUACGAAUGAAUGCAUGGAUAAGAGGAGGGAAGAAAAAUGGAUUUUUUGUAAGGCCACGCUUAUUCAUGCCUUAUUACGAAGAAAUAAAGUCUUUAAUUGAGGAACAAAUGGUCCAAGAAGCAGAUUUAGUGAGAUUACGAAGGCCACGUUACGUAGCUGAUAUUCCUGAUGCCUUGUAUAUGGUUGAUGAGAAACCGAGACCAAUGGGUACAGCCGGUGUGGAUGUUCUCGCUGCGGCAUUCCCAGAUUCCACGACCUUGGCAGCUAUGAUGAAGCGGGAACAGAAAUUGAGACAAUCCCCCAGUUGUCAGAGAGCUAUUAGUUUGCCGCUGUCGUCACGUCAUGAAAUUAACAGACAAGUACGACUACGUGUUGUAAGAGAAUUCAACUUACCUGACACGGUAGCAGAUCUUUUAGAGAAUACAGCUGCAUACAACGUGAAAGAACAAAAUGAAAGGCUAACUGAUAUCGAAGAUAUGGAUUCACCGGGUUUAGGGAUCAAUGCUAGAACAGUUCCAUCAUUGUGCUAUGGAAGAAACAUGACGUUUCCACGGCCAGCCUCUUCUUGCACUCAUAGACACGAACUUCCAGCUAUAGUCACAGAAGGCGAAAGUUGUAGACUUCUUGCUGAGCAACAAGAGAACAAUUCGUGUAGCGAUGGACAAUUGUCAGGUGUGAUGCCGGAUGUUGCGAUGGCGACGGCUUCCUUUGGAGCGUUGCAACUGAUAGAGGAACAGGAACUGGAAUUGGAUCUAGGGGAUGGAACUUCCCAUCUUCUGCAACACGUUUCACCUUCGAGCGGGACGAUGGGAUCCCACAGGUCCUCCCUUCCUCAUCCUCAUCAGAGGCAUUACACUGGCCCGCCUCCUCCACCAUACAUGUACCACCGAGCUGGCACUGCCUUACCAAGAUUUAUUUAAGAUUAUUUUUACGAGAUAAAAGGACUGUAUGGCAACUAUAAUCACCCCUAAAGAGGGUAGUUCAUUUAACGAACGAAUAUGGAAUCACCAGGUGUACUCUUCAUGUACUGCCAAGUUUGUUCUCUCAGCAGUUAGAUUAGUGAAGAAAUUUCUCGGUUCGUCUACACGAAGAUUUUAACGAAAUUCAAUGGAUUCAGAGGUUGGAUAUUUUGAUUAAAUACCACAAUAUUAUUGCAUCUGUGCAGGAUGUUUCUGAAAAUUAUUUAGGAUUAAAGAAUGUUUGUGAAAACAUUUAGGAUUAUUUAUGAAGUUGGCUGAAAAGUUUUCUUAUUUUUUUUUUCAUUUUUGGGAAAUAUUUUUAUAUUCAAUUUA
Molecule: messenger RNA, 3774 nt
Organism: Apis mellifera (honey bee)
Lineage: Eukaryota; Metazoa; Arthropoda; Insecta; Hymenoptera; Apidae
Product: BTB/POZ domain-containing protein 7
Exons: 12
Coding region: 712-3402 (896 amino acids)
Biological process (GO): morphogenesis of a branching epithelium
Molecular function (GO): protein binding
Source: RefSeq, a predicted model, not a curated record